UCUGAACGAUUGAGUGGUCCUCACUCUGAAAUCCUCGUAUAGACACAGUGCCGUGCAUGAAGCGUGGAGUUUUCUUCUUCUUGUUGUUUUUUUUCCUCCUCCUCUCGUUUAAAUUAACGGUUACAGCAACAACGACAACAACAACGCAAAAGUUGGUUCGACAACUUGGAAGAACAAGCUAGAGCAGACUGAAGUUGUGCAAACUAUUAGCAUUGUUUAUUCUCAACGAACACCUGGUGGCGAUCGACUAAUUUGAGAGCCAUGUGCAACACGAAAGUCACAGCUCCUGCCAGCUACCUGGAGAGAGCCAAGGAGAUGAAGAGUCGGCUGGGCUUUCUACGGAGAAAACCCGUGACCCAAAACGAAGCUGAUCACAACGGCAAAUCAACUGCAGAGCCCAGCCAGGACGAGGCGCAUGCUUGGGCCGAGUCGUUGGACAAACUCCUCGUGCACAAAUAUGGGCUGGCCGCAUUCCAAGCAUUUCUACGAACAGAGUUCAGCGAGGAAAACAUUAACUUCUGGCUGGCCUGCGAGGACUACAAAAAAACAAAGUCUGCUUCCAAGCUCACCAGCAAGGCACGCAAGAUCUUCUCCGAAUACAUCGCAAUCCAGUCUCCAAACGAGGUGAACCUGGACUCGUGCACGCGAGAGCUGACGGCCGCCAACCUCGUCAAGCCCACGGCGGACGCGUUCGACGUGGCCCAGAAGCGAAUCUUUGGACUCAUGGAGAAGGACUCUUACCCUCGCUUCCUCCGCUCGCAGCUCUACCUGGAUCUGACUAAAUGAGGCACACGUCACAGCCUGAGCAUAUACUUUUUUUACGCUACAGCAACAACAAGAAUGAGAAUCGAAACGGCGGUAGAUUUUACCGGAAGCAAAAUUUUAAACCGAUUCUCCGCUCGAGCGACGGCAGACGAUCGCUGCGUUUCGGUUGUAUCCGAAGGCUGCGAGAGAAACGGGUUGCGACGCAAUUUCGAGAGGUUAGAAGGUGGUGGGCAGGGUGAUAUAUUUGAGUUAAAUUAAGCAGGGAAGCAUUUACCUAUAUCCUGCUAUUGCUCCUAUUCAUUUCCGAUACCGCCCUGUUCCGUAGAAUGUGCCGGUUACCAGUCGCCGUCUGUGGUCAGUGCCUCACUUUUUUGCGCACUUCACUGGCCUGCAGUCGUAAUUUUAUUGACAAAAGGCACAACUUUUGUCGGACAAUCGAUGGCACGGCACUUCACACGAUUCCUUUUCUCAGGAAGAAAGAACGAAUGAAUGAACGUCUUUAACGGUGGAACUGCGCAGAGGCGAAGUGUUCUUACAUGGGACGACAGUGCAGGAUUCCUUUUUAAAGUUUAUUUUUAUUUUUUAAACGCCAUUUCGUAUUGCGUUUGUACUUCAAGCAUCGUUCUUAGAUCAGAAGAUUGAUGUUCGAUGCAUUUUCGUGAGCUAAUUCUAUUUUGGUUCAACACGUAGGCUUUCGCGACCAAUAUUAUUCAUAAUAGUGUUUUGGGGUUAUAUCGCGUAAGUAAAUCCACAAAAUUAACAAUUUGAAAAAUGUUGUGGAUUUAUCCUCCAACACACCGGUGGGCUAAAGUAGUAACUAAUUGGCGCGUUGUUCACGUGACAAACCUUGCUGGCUGUGUCGGGUGGUGGAGGGCUACGACACAUGUAUACUUACGCAAUCUAACCCAAAAAACUUUAUUACGAAUAGUUUUAUUUUAUUUUCACUUCCUUUCUAUGUUACGUCAACGGUAUGCUUGUUACGCAUUUAAGCCGAAGCAAAGUGCCGAUUCACGCUUUUGAAACCCCAGCGGGUUCCCACCAAACCUGCAGCCCACACAGGCCGUGGGACGACGCGGCGUCGUGGAAUUGUUGCGGACACUUUCCUCUUCCGUGAAAACACCUCGUUUUUUUUUACUUACUGCACGGUGGUCCACGAAAAAAAAACUUAUGAGGGUUGAUAGCGGGACCCUGCAGGCCCGGAAAGGUUGGGAACGACCGCAUCGAAACGAUGUAUCCUGCGAUAAGGGUUGACGGAUGCGUGAGUGUUCGUCUUGGCUGAGGACAGAAGCAGUCUGGAACUGUUUUGUAUUUAUUACGGUGCGUGAUGGAUGUGUUCGUCUUUGUGGUACUAUGAGUUUUGAGGACAAAAAAAAUGCGUCGCUUCUCUGUUGAUGUGAACGUGCACAUUUUCUAUUUUUACGUGGAGACUUUCGAAUCCCUGCCGUAAACGAUGACGAAAAAUCGGUCGCUUGUGUGCAAUUUAAAUUUAAAAGUAGAACAACAGCGUAGAUCGAUGAAGUUUAAACGCUCAAUCUUAAGGCAUAUUUUCACGGUUGUAUUAUAACUUCGGCAAAGAGGCAAAUGCUUUAUAAUAAGAACCAUAUUUGUACAGUAAGUGCAAUAUAAUAAAGAAGUAACUUUUUUUUUACAUUGACGGUAACUUUUGAAUUUGUGUUUUAUUUCUUUCCCUUUACAAGAAUUUUGGAAAGUUAUAUUUGAAAUGGGGAAAAAAUGUGUACAUCCGUAAUAAGCUCUUGACAAUGUCAAUAUUGUACUGAAAACAAUCUUAGAAUGUUUUCCUUAAAGGUGGGUAUAAAUGAAUGUCCUGAAAUUCUUUAUCGGGCACUUUGAGUACCUGUGUGGAAAGGUGCGUUAUAAAUGUAAUUUAUCGUCACACCUAAACCACACAUAAUCGAGGCAAUUGUUUAUCAAUUUCCUUGCCAUACAUUUCAUCUAAAAAAAUCAACCUUAAAAACAGUAACAGCCAGAAUUUGUUUGAAUAUUUAGACGCCCGAGUACAUAUGUGCAUUCGUGUAUGACAUUAUUUUCGUGGGCAUACACCACAGUAAUUGUUUAUUUAGCCGUGAACAACUGGGCUUGAGGGUGACCUGCCCAAGCACAGUAGUAGUUGUGUAGAAUUUUGUAGCGACGUAGCUUUUUGAUCUGGUACGCAGUUGUCCGGGGCUGAGUUCUACAUUGACUUACAUUGUGUGGGCGGGGAGGGGGGGGGGGCAGGGGAGGGAUGGGUGGUAGGGGUUAGGGGGGGGGCACUAAAAAUAUUCCAUGAGAAAUUAAGGAUUGAGUAAAGGAUUUGCUAAUUCUCCAAAUACAGGUGUGACUCGUGAAGAGCAAAUGCUAAGAAAUAAUUUGAUUUGGUUUCCAAAGGGGUCCUCUUGGGGAAUUAAUUGGAAAAUGCCAAAGUCAGAUUCACUAUCUGUGCUGGCUGCAGAGUUGUCUUGGCAUUUUCUCAACUUUUUUUUCAUUUUGUAUGUAUUUUGAAGUUCUUUCGCACCGUACGUAGCCAACCGUGCUAAUUGGAGGUGCGAAUUUAACUGAUGUCCUUGAAUUUACCAUCAGUGUUAAUAUUUUACCGUGUCUUUUUUUUUCUUCCCAUAUCAACUUGUUUGACGUACACGGCGUGUGUUGUGUAAAUAAUUGGCACAAUUCCCUCUCUGUGCACAUGCUAGUCAUGGUCCAUGUAAGGUUGUGAAGCCACUGUGUUUCUGGUGACAAUCGCAUCUAUGUCCGCUUACUUUUCAAGCAAGAAUAAACUUUUAAACAAAUA
Lethenteron reissneri (Far Eastern brook lamprey) is the source of this 3550-nucleotide messenger RNA. Its product is annotated as regulator of G-protein signaling 4-like. Lineage: Eukaryota; Metazoa; Chordata; Hyperoartia; Petromyzontiformes; Petromyzontidae. The record is from RefSeq and is a predicted model, not a curated record.